Messenger RNA from Schistosoma guineensis, 987 nucleotides. The record is from the annotation of a GenBank genome assembly. NCBI's taxonomy places the organism in Eukaryota, Metazoa, Platyhelminthes, Trematoda, Strigeidida, Schistosomatidae.
AUGGACAUCACAUUCUCGAGGAUGUUCUUCCUCUUUGUUUAUUUAUCCUUGCUUGCUUUUGGAAAUGGAAUUUCAGUUGAAGAGAUAUUAGAAAAAAAAAUUAGGAAAAUGAAUCAGCUUACUACCAGCCAAUCAUAUAUCAGUCUUGAUACUGAUCAAUUUAAUCUUCUAAUAAAAUCACAGCCUAGGAAUUACUCAGUUAUAUUACUUCUGACUGCCUUAAGUUCUAAUAGGAACUGUGCGCCCUGCAGACAAGCAUUUGAAGAGUUUCAAGUUGUAUCGAACUCUUGGAAGUACUCUAAGCAGCGUGAUGAUCGGUUGUUCUUCGCGAUUGCAGACUUUGACAAGGCACCUGGUGUCUUUGAGUUUCUACAUCAAGAAACUGCGCCUGCGAUUGUGUUUGUAUCACCUAAAGGAAAUAUAAAGCAAUCGGACUACAUGGAUAUUACGGUUAAUGGAUUUUCUGCUGAGGCGAUCAUGCGAUGGAUAACUGGAAUUACCCAAAUCCAGAUUCGUUUAUUCCGACCUCCAAAUUAUACUGGAACCAUGAUACUUGCCCUUUUUAUGUCCUUUGGGGCUGCGGUUUUGUACUUCCGUCGAAUCAACUUGGACUGUCUAUAUAAUCGUUCAUUAUGGAGUGCAAUAUCGUUGGGUGUUAUUUUCUGUUCUAUUUCUGGGCAAGUGUACAAUCAUAUUCGUGGACCCCCGCUUUUUCAUGCGCCACCUCCUAACGGAGAAAUUAAGGCCUUUAUAUACGAUGGUUCUGACUAUCAAUUUGUUGCAGAGACUUUUAUUGUGAUGAUUCUAUAUAUUGGUUGCUCAGGGGGAAUUCUUCUGAUGACUGAGGUUAGUUCAACUACUGAUCCAACAAAACGAAAAGUUUACACAAUAUCAGGAAUAGCCCUGUUUAUCAUAUCUAUCCACUUUAUACUGUCAGUCUUUCGAAGGAAAUAUCACGGCUAUCCAUAUGGAUUAUUUUUCAGAUAA